Aspergillus calidoustus is the source of this 1071-nucleotide messenger RNA. NCBI's taxonomy places the organism in Eukaryota, Fungi, Ascomycota, Eurotiomycetes, Eurotiales, Aspergillaceae. The record is from the annotation of a GenBank genome assembly.
GGGAAACCUCAAGCUACCUCCAGGCUUCAUAAAUCACCAGGAAAUGCCCAUCGAUACCCAUCGCCCUCCGUGAAUUAUUGGAACUAUACCAAAGCAUACGAAAGCAAAAUGCCUCAACUUCCUCCAUACCAAUAUACCGGCCCGGUGGACUGCACCAUCCCCCCGGACCCCACCAAGCUCAAGGGGAAGAGCGUCAUCGUGACCGGCGGCGCAAACGGCAUGGGCGAAACCACCGUCCGCCAAUUCGCCGCAGCAGGCGCAUACGUGACAAUCGCCGACGUGAACGUCGAGCGCGGUGAACAGCUCGCAGCCGAACUCGCGCCAAAUGCGCAAUUCGUGAAAUGCAACAUCGUCUCGUGGGACGAGCAGGUCGCUAUGUUUGAGGCUGCCAUUGCGAACUCGCCGAGUAAGAGCUGUGAUGUCGUCAUUGCGAAUGCGGGGAUUUCUCGCGCGAGUGGGGAUAGUCUUUGGCCGUUGGAUGACAUCAACGCCCCACCGGUAAAACCAACCCUCAGCAUCGUCGACGUCAACCUCACGGGCACACUAUACACAUGGAAGCUGGCGGUACACUACUUCCGCAAGCAGCCCGACACCGAAGACCGGGAUCGGUGCUUUAUCAUCACGGGGAGUAUGGUUGCUUGGAUUGAUUCUCCGGCAAACUGGCAGUACACAUGCAGCAAAUACGCCCUGCGCGGGCUGAUGCGCGUUGCGAGGCGGAACUCGUGGGAGCAGGGGAUUCGGAUCAAUUAUGUGGCACCUUGCUACAUAAAAUCCGCCAUUCGCUCACCCACUUACGAAGCGGAGCUGAUCAGCAAGGGCGUCGAGUUCGCGCCACAGGAGGACGUUGCGAAAUGUUUCAUGCGCAUUGCGACGGAUAGGACUAUUAAUGGCCAUUCAUUGAUGAUAACUCCGGCAUCCGUUGCAAAAGAAGGCUUCAUGGACGUCGAUAUGGAUGACUAUACCGAGGGGUACUUUAAGAAGACGCAGGAUUUGCAGUUGCGGAUUAUUGAGGAUCAGUGGGUGGAGGGGUGGGAGAAGGGGAGGACGGCCGAGGGGGGGAAGAAGGCGUAG